Orbicella faveolata is the source of this 2436-nucleotide messenger RNA. RefSeq names its product carbohydrate sulfotransferase 3-like. Lineage: Eukaryota; Metazoa; Cnidaria; Anthozoa; Scleractinia; Merulinidae. The record is from RefSeq and is a predicted model, not a curated record. Gene Ontology annotation, biological process: sulfur compound metabolic process; N-acetylglucosamine metabolic process. Gene Ontology annotation, molecular function: N-acetylglucosamine 6-O-sulfotransferase activity.
UCACUCUCGGUUAUUAAGUAGUUCGUAUUGAAUUGCAGUUGGGGGAGACCUUUUCUCUCAUGACAGCUGCUACAUUUGCCAGAUCUUGUUUCCCGGUCCAUGUUUUACGGGAGGUUUUGGCGAACGCCAAUUGAGUUUGUUUCUAUAGAAACGCGAACCUGGCCGGAAAGAACGUGGAGGAUUGUAAAGAUGCUACUCAAAUAUUCUAUUCUUAUCACAUGUUUUGCUCUUCUUGAGUUAAACUCGGUUAUUGGUACAAGAAAUGACAACGGUUUAAAAGGAAGGUCUGCAAGAGUCAACCGUUUUCACAUAUUUCUAAAAGACUUCAAAGUUUUGCCGACCAAGGAGGUAUCACCCACACCAAGUCAACAGUACGAUGCCUUGUUACAGAUGCAAUCGACAAUCCAGUGAAUAGGGCAAACACCUGUCCAUUUGGCUAAAAUUUGGCGCGGCCUUCUUCACAAAUUAAUCAUACGAACCGUUUUCACUAGAUAAGUCGGAGUUAUCAUGAGGAGAUUCAAGGUAUUCCUUUUUAAACGUGUUAUUAUCAUCACACUUUGUGUUCUUUUACCCUACUACGCGAGUCUGCGUAUUAAAUGGAAACAAGUCCUGAAUCUAAUACCAGAACAUACUGAUUCCUGUGGCACUAAGCAGCCUUUUACUUCAUAUGAAUCAAAAACACAACAUCAAAAUCACGAACAUGAAGGAGCGCAAACGGCAGUCGUCUUGAAGACACGAAGUGAACAGUUUGACAUCAAAACACAGUACAGGGAAGGAAAUAAGAUCAAACAACAACAACAACAACAACAAAUGCCUUCUACAAGAAAGAAUGUCAUUAUAUUGAGUCAAGGUAGAGGAGGGUCCUCUUUCCUUGGAGGGAUUUUCAAUUGCAAUCCUCAAGUAAUGUACUGGUUUGAGCCUCUUUUUAAUGUUGGAAAAUUAUUAAAUGUGAACGUGUUUAUGGAAAAGGAGCCGAGCACAUACAAAGACAUCUGUCUUCAGUUAAUCGAUAGCUUUUUCAAAUGCGAUUUUAGUAAUCUAACGAAAGCGACUUUAUCAGAACUAUCAGCCAGCGGAUUUCGGAUUCAUAGUAAUGCAUUGACUAGCGGGGAUUUAUGUCCUGACAAGCCCAAGUCUAACAAAUGCGCUUCUUUCAAAACAACAUUGCUUAGCAAGGCCUGUAGCUCUUACAAGCAUACAGUUAUCAAAAUUUUAAGUCCUCGUUUGCCAAACAACACAGUACAAAGUCUUCGAGAACUUUUCACUCAGCGGAACAGAUAUGAUGUGAGAUUCAUUAACUUGGUCCGGGAUCCUAGGGCUGUAGUUUAUUCCUGGGUGGAGUCAAACUGGAUCAAGAAUCACUCAGAUCAAGAGUUUCGUGGAAAUGUUCAUAAGAUUUGUGAUCCCAUAGAGAACAAUGUACGAUAUGGUUUGAUUUCUGCCCCUUCCUGGCUAAAAAAUCGCUUCAAAGUAAUUCGCUACGAAGACCUUGUGGUCAAUACUACAAAGGUAGCACGGAAACUAUACAGAUACGCGGGAAUUGACUGGUCGAUAGACGUUGAUAAAUGGAUAAGUGAUCAUCAAAUGGGGCUGAGCAAUGCGCGGGUAUAUAAGAAUCCGUAUUCCCUGUUUAAAAAUGCUUCAUUUGCUAUUAAUAAGUGGAAAACACAAGCUUCAAAAGAGAUGAUAAGACUCGUGGAAGAUGUCUGCGACGGUUUGAUGAAUAUUAUGGGUUAUAGCAAAUGGAACAAGGGUGACAGAUAACUUUAUUUCGAUAUCAUUCGUUGAGAGGAAGGUUAGUGUUCCGGUUUGUUAAAAUGGAUCAGGUGGUAAAUACUUUAAUUAAAUUGAAAAACUCGGCGCCAAACUUCCCGUUGUAGAAGAGUUAUCCCUUCUUCCCUCGAAUUUUCCCCCCAAAAUAUCUGUUCCCUUGAAGUAAACGAUCGUGACCUAGCAGCCUCUUUUCCCAAACACGCCUGCGGGGCCCUCAUUUGUUUGUGUACAGAGCAAAACGUACUGAGCUGUACCAUGAGCGGCAGCAAACAUCAAAAUUGCAUAAUACCUGAGUUGCACGGAUUUUGUUUUUAGAAAUCUGCGGCAAAGAACCUCGAUACUUCAAUAGCUUUAGUUAAAAGAUCUAGCUAAUGUCCUAAUAUUGUAAGGUUUUUGCCUCUGUAAUUUCCUACAUGUAGUUCUUGAAAUGAAGAUUCGGAAAUAUUUCAGGUUUGUUCUACAACCGAGUCACACUGUUUGUGAGCUGGUAGCCUAGCUUAUGGCAGCUUUCGUCUGACUUAUUAAAAGGAGGGUUGACUAAUAACCGGGAAUCUAGGAAGUGAAUUUAAUUAGAUCUUGUUCAUCUCUGAGAAUUGUAACGAGGAAACAGAACUACUAACAAAGUAAAAGUAUCGAAUAACUAUUAAAGAACACGAACCUUCA